Molecule: messenger RNA, 926 nt
Organism: Cuscuta campestris
Lineage: Eukaryota; Viridiplantae; Streptophyta; Magnoliopsida; Solanales; Convolvulaceae
Source: the annotation of a GenBank genome assembly
AGUAAGAAAAUAUUUAUUUGUUUUACAUUAACUUUCACAAUGAAUCUACCCUUCAACAAUUUGCCUUUUUAAGAUAGGUAAUUAUGUAUGUUCCGAAAAGGGAAAGGAUUUUAAUUUUGGUUACGAGUGACAAACAAGUAGAAGAGUGAAAGUUUAAUGAGAUCAUCUUCUCCCAUGGCAGCAGGGCAAGAAGAAGAACUCGAAUGGAUAGGGAAAGCCACGGCCAAAUUACAGGGCCCAAAACCACCCCAAGUUUGGUCCGUCCUGGUCGAAGACUUCUGCAACAUUCACCGCUGGCUCCCCGCCGUCGACGACUGCUGGCAAGUCGCCGGAGUGAAGGGAGAGGUGGGCGCGGUCCGGUGUGUCGCCACCGGCGGGGGCAAGAAGCUGUGCAACGAGACCCUGAUCAGCGUCGACCACGGCGCGCGGUGCCUGAGCUACCGAGCUCUCGAGAACAAUGUCGGGAUCCACAGGUAUGUGUCGACUAUGAAGGUCUUACCGGCGGCGGAAGGUGGCGGUGAUGGUGAGGCCGGAUGCCUGAUUGAAUGGUCCUACGAGGCUGACCCACUUGAUGGGAUGACCCGUGAGAGGUUCGAUAGUCUUAUCAAAAACCAUUUAGAAGGAAUGGUUGAGAAUCUCGAGAAAACUUUUCCUUUGAAUUCUUGAUUCUUUUACAUGAGCAAUCCAAUUUAAAAAUUCUCCCAUCAAAUAAAAAUUUGAAUAUUGAAACUCAUAUCAAAAGAAUGUUUUAUUUAUAUCUUAUUAAUAAGUGAGAAUGUUUGUAUUGCAAGAACAUCGCAAUUUGAACUUCUCUCUUGGUUUGAGUCUCACGCAGAAAUUUCAUGAAAAGGUUACUCAUGCUCGAUUUCCAACGGGGGAUUCAAAAUCACUCACUAUGUUUGGUUUAAGAAAUUUGAAAAGGAAAA